AUUUACCUGCGUCAAUUACCGUAAAUUUACAAGGCUGACGUCAAUUAGCGUUAAUUUACCGUGGAUUUGAGUGGAUUUAGGUGAAUCAGGGUGAAUCACUCUUUUGACUUCUUGAUGAGUGCAGAUGGCAAAGAUUACAAGUAAAAUACACCGAUAUCGAGUAUGAGUGACUACUGGAACAAAGAUGGACAGCAGAAGCUCUCACUCACGAAGAGGUUUGUUGUGGAUGCUCUCUUGCUGCUGCGUUGGCGUUGACAUUGUCGAUGUACUAAGUUAUCGCGCGCCACGAGUAAACUGGGUUUUUCCUUCGCGGCAGUCUCUCGGCGAGUCGGUCAGCUGCUCGUAUUUCACUUUCUGCGACAGGACAGCAUUGUCCACUAUUCAUAGCCGACGAAUAAGCGAGCGCAGUCUGGAGGACACCUGAACCCAUUUCGGUGUCCGCACAGGAGUCAGCAUGAACUUUCCUCUAAGGACACCAUCCACUUGAGAUGUUAAUUAGCAUUCGACUUAUUCAAGGGUCAGAAGGCAGGGGAUGCACCAUCUAUGUCUGUAGGGUAAUAAAUAAGUACUGUUGUGAACAUCAAGUUAUCACAUU
Molecule: messenger RNA, 595 nt
Organism: Suillus subalutaceus
Lineage: Eukaryota; Fungi; Basidiomycota; Agaricomycetes; Boletales; Suillaceae
Exons: 3
Coding region: 185-424 (79 amino acids)
Source: RefSeq, a predicted model, not a curated record